Molecule: messenger RNA, 1147 nt
Organism: Micropterus salmoides (largemouth bass)
Lineage: Eukaryota; Metazoa; Chordata; Actinopteri; Centrarchiformes; Centrarchidae
Exons: 2
Coding region: 123-899 (258 amino acids)
Biological process (GO): innate immune response
Molecular function (GO): complement component C1q complex binding
Source: RefSeq, a predicted model, not a curated record
ACAUGUGGUGAAGGGGUGAAGAAAAGAGGAGAGAGCAGCUCAAAAACAGGGUGACAAGCACACCUGAUAUAACCACAUCCAUUGGUGAUAUUUUUCAAAAGUAACACAAAAAGAGCUUUGUCAUGCAUGUGUUCAGGAUCUGGCGCGUGCUGUGCGUGCUUGGCUUCCUGGGUGCAUCCUUGUGUGUGAAUGAGGUCGAGUAUGAAGGGAACUAUGCAGACAACUAUGGGAACGAGAUCUCGCAGGACCAACGGGAGGGGGAAUCUCCAACCACGCCAUGCCCGGCUGCAGAUAUCACCCGCUGGGACAAGCUUUUCAUCGCUCUGGAGGACUCCCACAUGAGGCAGAACAUGCUGCUGGAGUCUCUGAAGCAAUGCUGUGGAGGAAUGGUCUCUCUCACGACCAAGGUGGACAAGCUGGGUAAGGGGACGUGCCAGCAGUGUCUGCCCACCCUGGAGUCAGCGUGCAGGGCGCACGCAGAGCAGGCGAGUGUCAGGCUGCAACAGGGCUUGGUGGAGCUCCGGGAGGAGGAAGCUGAGAGGCAGAGGAGGUUAAACACUACCUUACAGCAGCUCCUGCACGGUGGCCAUGAGGGGAAUGCCCGGCUGAAACCUUUGGAGGAAGGUGAAGGCCACAGAGUGGUGCCAUCAGGAGCAGCAGACAGCAGGAUGGGACACCAACCAACACAGAGACCCGGAGGUUUAGGAGCAUCUUUAGGCUUAGGGAUGAAGCCAUUUCCAUCUCUCCUGAAGGAGCAGGAAGUGACUUCACCGCUGGACAUGGCCACAAUGGAAAAGGCCCUGGUUGCCAUAGCAACGGAACUGCAGAAGGUUCACCUGCAGCUGAGCAGAGUGAUAGAGCAGGCAGGAACAUUGAGGAAGGACAGAGGAGACACCUGAGUUACCCAAAGGGAAAAACUAAUUGUAUGGGGACACUCCAGUGAUAACAAUUUUGUACACAUACUCAGUUUUUAAUGUUGUUUUUAAGGGGCCUAAUUUUUAUACGUGAGCUUGUUUUUGUCUGGUGACAAUGAAUUUAAAUGUACCAUAAAUGUUGUGGGUUUGCUAUAAUAAAUAAAAACAUAUUAAACAAACUAAUCAGCCUCACGGAAAGGUUUCCUCCCUCCUCCCACAGAGUGAACAACUCG